Molecule: messenger RNA, 1919 nt
Organism: Sorex araneus (European shrew)
Lineage: Eukaryota; Metazoa; Chordata; Mammalia; Eulipotyphla; Soricidae
Gene: HACL1
Product: 2-hydroxyacyl-CoA lyase 1
Exons: 17
Coding region: 47-1789 (580 amino acids)
Biological process (GO): fatty acid alpha-oxidation
Cellular component (GO): peroxisome
Molecular function (GO): catalytic activity; thiamine pyrophosphate binding; magnesium ion binding
Source: RefSeq, a predicted model, not a curated record
GGGAUUUCUCUCCUUGGAGGGUGACUCCUUGGGUCAGCUGUGGACGAUGUCGCAGAGAGACUUCGAGCGCGGCGACGGGACCGGGGAGCAGGUGUCCGGGGCCAAAGUCAUCGCUCAGGCGCUGAAAACCCAAAAUGUGGAGUACAUGUUUGGCAUCGUGGGCAUCCCCGUGACCGAAAUCGCCCUCGCCGCUCAGGAGCUGGGCAUCAAAUACGUCGGGAUGAGGAACGAGCAGGCGGCUUGCUAUGCCGCCUCCGCUGUUGGCUAUCUGACAGGCAGGCCUGGAGUUUGCCUCGUCGUUUCUGGCCCAGGUCUCAUCCAUGCCUUGGGUGGUAUGGCAAAUGCAAACAUGAACUGCUGGCCCGUGGUUGUGAUCGGUGGCUCCUCCGAGAGGAGCCAGGAAACGAUGGGAGCCUUUCAGGAGUUUCCUCAGGUUGAAGCUUGUAGAUUGUAUAGCAAGUUCUCUGCCCGGCCGAGCAGCAUAGAAGCGAUUCCUUCUGUUAUUGAAAAGGCCGUGAGAAGCAGUAUUUAUGGUCGUCCAGGUGCUUGCUAUGUUGAUAUACCCGCGGACUUUGUAAGCCUCCAUGUGAAUGUGGAUUCUAUCAAGUACACAGAGUGCUGUUUGCCGCCUCCCGUCAGCCUGGCAGAUACCUCUGCUGUGUGUACCGCAGUGUCUGUGAUUCGGAACGCCAAGAAACCCCUUCUUAUUAUCGGAAAAGGUGCUGCUUACUCCCGCGCAGAAGAGAGUAUCAGGAGACUGGUGGACCAGUGUAAAUUACCCUUCCUGCCCACCCCCAUGGGGAAGGGCGUUGUCCCUGACAACCACCCAAACUGUGUAGCUGCCGCCAGAUCCAGGGCUUUACAAUUUGCUGAUGUAAUUGUGUUAUUUGGUGCCCGAUUAAAUUGGAUUCUGCAUUUUGGACUUCCUCCAAGAUACCAGCCAGAUGUGAAGUUUAUCCAGAUUGAUAUCUGUGCAGAGGAAUUAGGGAAUAAUGUAAGACCUGCUGUGACUUUGCUAGGAGACAUAAAUGCUGUCACUAAACAGCUUUUGGAACAAUUUAACAAAACAUCAUGGCGAUAUCCUCCAGAGAGCAAGUGGUGGGGGACCCUGAGAGAAAAAAUGAGGAGUAAUGAAGCAGCAUCCAAGGAAUUAGCUUCCCAAACAUCCUUGCCUAUGAAUUAUUACACAGUGUUCUUCCAUGUUCAAGAUCAGUUACCCAGAGACUGUUUUGUGGUGAGUGAAGGAGCAAAUACCAUGGACAUUGGGCGCACCAUCCUUCAGAACUACCUUCCUCGGCACAGGCUCGAUGCUGGUACUUUUGGAACGAUGGGAGUCGGUUUGGGAUUUGCUAUUGCAGCUGCCAUUGUCACUAAAGACAGAAACCCAGGACAGCGGGUCAUCUGUGUGGAAGGAGACAGUGCGUUUGGGUUUUCUGGCAUGGAAGUGGAAACCAUUUGCAGGUACAACUUGCCAAUCGUACUUUUGGUGGUAAAUAAUAAUGGGAUUUACCAAGGUUUUGAUGUAAACACGUGGAAGGAAAUGUUAAAGUUUGGAGAUCCCACUGCAAAGGCCCCUCCCGUCUGUCUCCUCCCAAAUGCACAUUAUGAGAAAAUCAUGAGUGCGUUUGGGGGCCAAGGGUACUUUGUGCAGACACCAGAAGAACUCCAAAAAUCUCUGAGGCAGAGCCUGGCAGACACAAGUAAACCCUCACUCAUCAACAUCAUGAUCGAGCCACAAGCUGUCCGGAAGACCCAGGAUUUUCACUGGCUGACCCGCUCUAAUAUGUAAAUAAAGACACCAGUGGAUGAUCUUGGAGAGUUUUCUUUUUUCCUGUGGAAGAAUUUUAUUUUCCAUAGAAAAAUGACUAUAUUAUACAAAGAGAAAUAAAAUGUUUCUAAAUGACAUGUUACAGUAAAUU